AUGAAAACCCUCGCUUUCGUGAUCGCUCUACUAGGGGUCACGGGAGUAAUCUCGGUGACUGGACUAGGAGAGAUGGAGGUGGACUCGUGGUGUGUUACAUACGUCUCUACCUACCUUGUUCCAGUUGCCAAUCAAGGAGACCGCCCGACGAUCGAGCCAGGGGAGGAAGAGCCAGAGGAGGAAAAGCCAGCAGCUGAGGACUCGGGUCGACUCCCUUUCGCACCAUCUCUUCGGCCGACAUUCGCAAGGAAUGUAUCUUCAUUAACUGGUAAUGCGUUGUCCGGCUCGUCUCUUGUUAGCUCCGAGCCUUCCAUCUCAGCCGGUCGGCCACAGGGACAAUCGGUCGCUGAAACGCGGUCUUCUGACCCGACUGCCGGUGAUUCAGUAUCUAUCACCAGUACCAACAUAGCACCUACUUCCAGUGACUUGGAAUCCAUAAUCAACACUAACACGAACACCAUAACUACGUCUAGUGAAAUGGAACCUGUCGUCAGUACCAAUAGCAUACCCACUUCGAGUGGUAUCGUCGAACCCGAAGGCCGGUCCAUUAUCUUCCAAGUUUCAAUCCCCGAUAAUCCCGAUAACGAGAAGCGCAGUAUCAAGAAGCGUGUAUCAGGGGGCUUUGUUGGCAAUGAUAACCCAGGAACUUGUACCUUCGCCAAUGUCUUCAACCUUGCAGACGGUCAACUCUUUGAGGGUGGCAUACCGAUCUACUACUCGUCGGGCGAAGACUAUAAAGAACUCUCUGGACAAGACAUUCCUUCGAAGGGGGCCAUCAAAUCCACGUUCUUGGUUAGCCAACAAAGUCUUGUGUUUAAAAACCCAAGGUUGCCUAAUGGAGAUGCAGGCUUCUGUCAGGACACUAAUGGCCGGGUCUAUAUCACAUUUACAAAUGGACCUCCGGGCUGUACGGUGGUCAAUCUGGCUGUAUAUGAUGUGGUCCAAUGUCAAAAUGGCCGACUUGUUGGGGGAGAGGGUUCAUCUACUACGUCCUAUGCUGCUACCUUUGAGACAAUGAAUUCCAAAGUGAGCACUAUUGAGACCACCUCCACGGUAUUGGACGAAUCGCUACUUCUGUCGAAAUCCGAGGCUAUCGAUAGUUUUACGAGUAUUGUUCACUUUGAAACAGCCCACCCAGUUACCGAGUUAUCCCUUAUAACGUCCGCCUCACUCAUGGCUAUCGCCACAACCACUACUGUGGCCACGGUGUCGGAUUCCUCGAUGGUAAAGUCCUCGACAGUGUCUAUUCCUGCGGAGGAGAUGGGUAGCGGGCGAUCAUCAAACACGCAAUUCCAUGAUUUCUCUUCCUCAGACACAGCCACACGUCCAUCCUCGUCAGAUGAAUCCUUUUCAACUGACUUGAACACUGAAAUCGUCGAGUCAACAUCACUAUCAUUUGUUAUUUCGACGGGUAUAUCGACAUCACAGAUACCACUGUCAUACGAUUCAAGCAGUGAUCCCGCAGAUACAGCGACUGAGUCAAUAGACAUCACAACUGAACUGGCAAAGACAACGACCAGACCACUACAAACACCAGCAUCAAUCGAGUCAGGUACCGAGCCUGUAGACACAGAUGCCAAGUUGGUAGAUACCACAACUGAAUCGCUCGAGAUAGCAACUGGGUCGGUGGAUACCACAAUUAUAUCGGCGGACACUACACUUGAACCAGCAGAGACAACGACUGAGUCAGUAAGCAUACCUACGUCGAUUGAGUCAGGUAAAGAGCCUGUAGACAUAGCUACCGAGACGGCAGAGACAGCGACUAAGUCGGUAGAAAUAUCUCUAUCAUCAGAGUCAAGUAUCGAGCCGACAGAAACCAAAGUUGAUCCGGUGGAUACGACGACUGAAGUGGCAGAGGAAACACCUCGGCUGGCAGAUACAACAACGGGAUUGGCAGAGACGACGACUGAAUCAGUAGACUCCCCAACGGAGGAUGCGUGUGUCGCAGGAAUUACCAACCCAGCUGGAUUGCCACCACUUGAGGAACGCAAAGACGAUUGCUCUGCUAAUAAUGUUGUCACCGUUAGCCCAUACACAGUGACCGUUACAGAAACUCUAAAGAGGCGUUUUGUUUGGGUCGUACCCACAACUUGGCCACCAACGCCUACCAAGAAGCGUGUCGCCCGGGAUGAAGGUGAGGCUACCACCAUAUUCCCUACCGAGUACCUGGAUACCUAUGCCACAUACUGUGAAAAUGCCGAUGACUACUAUGAUGCGUGCUCGAGCCUUGGCGUCGUCCAGUCUACAACGACAUUGCCUACUCCGACGACCACAGAGGAGAACCCCAUUUGCCGUGCAAAGGAAAUAGUAAAGAGGGCUGGUGAAGCUAUGGGUUAUGAGUUUGAGAACCACUGGGAACUGAUGACCAUGCCUGGUUAUACUAUGAUAGCAAUCUGA
Fusarium sp. VM40 is the source of this 2397-nucleotide messenger RNA. The record is from the annotation of a GenBank genome assembly. NCBI's taxonomy places the organism in Eukaryota, Fungi, Ascomycota, Sordariomycetes, Hypocreales, Nectriaceae.